Messenger RNA from Didymosphaeria variabile, 1008 nucleotides. RefSeq lists its product as uncharacterized. The transcript has a single exon. Lineage: Eukaryota; Fungi; Ascomycota; Dothideomycetes; Pleosporales; Didymosphaeriaceae. The coding region runs from base 1 to 1008 and encodes 335 amino acids. Gene Ontology annotation, biological process: transcription initiation at RNA polymerase II promoter; RNA polymerase II preinitiation complex assembly. Gene Ontology annotation, molecular function: transcription coactivator activity; protein heterodimerization activity. Gene Ontology annotation, cellular component: nucleus; transcription factor TFIID complex. The record is from RefSeq and is a predicted model, not a curated record.
AUGGCGUCGCCGCCACCCCCGCAAAUCAUCAUACCCAAUCCUCGCAAACGCGGCUCCAUCUCCAGCGUCUCUUCGCAGGCAAAGAAACGCAAACCCUCUAAUCUCCGCAACUCUUUCGACCCAGACAACGAAUCCGCCAUCGCGUCUCCGUUACGCCACAGCCGCUCACCUUCCGUCGGCAGUGUAGAUACGGCCUCACUCGUAAACGGAGCAGGCGGUGGCAGAAAGAGGAAGCGCAAAGGUGAUGAUGGUGCCAGCGUCGCCGGCAACUCUGCCCGCGACGGCGCACGUCCAGGCGAUCCUUCAGUGAACGGAGCUGCAGGUGCGGAGGAAGAGGAAGACGAUGACUACGGCGAAGACGAAGACGAGGGCACAAAGCUCGAAGGCGAGCGCCCCUCCGAAGCUGCCAAACAACAAGCCGCCCACAACGAGCGCAUGCUAGUGCUGGCCAUGGACGAAUCGCAGCAGAACGCCUACUCCGUAUACCGUCGUGUCAAACUCAAGACCUCCAUGGUGCGCAAGCUAGUCAACCAGACCCUGUCACAAUCCGUCCCGCCGAAUGUCAUCAUCGCGGUGACGUCGUACAGCAAGGCUUUCGUUGGCGAGCUUAUUGACCGCGCGCUCAUAGUUCGCGACGAAUGGGCCGCUGCUCGCACGCACUUGCCGAAUCCAAAUCUCCCUCCCGCCGUCCUGCAACAGGGUCUGCAAGAGCCGUUUGGUCAUCGACCGGAUAGUAAACCGUCGAAUCAGCAUAUUCAGAAUGCAGGCCUGUACCUGAACCAAGUGAACAGGGAAGAGGGAUUCUGGAAAGAGAUUCCGCGAGAUGCGAGUCUGAAGGAUAGGCUGAAGGAGGAGGACAAAGGCCCGUUGACGCCGGCGCAUCUGAGGGAGGCGCUGAGGCGGUAUAAGAGGGAUCGAGAAGGCGGUGGAGCUGGGUUCGCGGGUUUGAGCUUGGAGGGUCCGGAGAGAACGUUAGCAAGGACUGGGGGGCGGAGACUGUUCCGUUGA